AUGGCUGUCGGUUUCGGCGCAAGUUUCCCCUCGACCUCGACUGGUGUCGCAACGGUGGUUUCAAAGGGUGUCUGGUCGUCGGAAAUGGAGGUCACUACAGAAUUGGGAGGAAAGUUGACGGAAAAUACCACCACGACCCCCAUGCAAAUAGAUAAUCAAAUACAAGAAGCCCCGAGCUCUUCUCCUCCUCGUCGGAAACGCUUACUUCUCUCCACCGAGAGUGCUUUUGUCGACCACAUACUUCCAUCGCUGGUUCAGAAUCCCGAUAUCGAAAUACGCUUGAUCACGGACGAACCCUCCGCCCUUCUGUCGGGCGCAAGCAAGGUUCCUCAUUAUAUGGACACGGUGGAUAGUCAAACAUUCGAAAAGAAGACUGGGGCUCGGAAAUGGCUCAAGGCCAAGGCGGCGGAAUUGUGCGAGUGGGCUGAUAUGCUGCUGGUUGCGCCGAUAGAUGCGGGAGCGUUGGGGUCGAUGCUAUAUGGGCUGACCAACACUUUGACGUUGGCGCUCCUGCGGGGUUGGAUCUCGUCGAAGCCGGUGGUGCUGAUCCCUGGUAUGACGGUUUCAGAAUGGCACCAUCCACUGAGUAAAAGGCAACUUCGAGAGGUGGCAGAGUUCUGGCCAUGGAUAAGUGUGGUGUCACCGGUGCUGUGGGAAUCGGUCAGUCCGGAGGAGCUGGUUCAGUUACCAUGGGAAGGCUUAGAAGAACUACAUGAAGUUCUCGAACGAACUUUGGGUCUAUCGUUCUCUCAGGUCUCCACUAAGCCUGGCCAGCUUACAGAUUCUACAUACCCGACCGGCAUUUCGGAGCAGAUGCCUGGUGAUGCGGCGUCCACGAUAUCGCGACACCUCCUGCAUCGAAGCAAUAAAACGGAAAAUGGCCCGCGCUCACUACCCAUGGAGCUAUGGCUCAAUAUCUUCGAAGACCAAUUACAUGACUGGGAAAUCGCAAAAGCAGUCGGUAUUCCAACCAACCUGCCCGUGCCGAAGGAAUGGCAAAAUCACCUGUUAAAGAUGUCGACCCCAGCUUCCUUGGAAUACACCAUUCUCAGAGGAUCCUUCGCCGCAAUCAAAAAGCGCAUUGACAGCCUGCCGCGAUGGAAGCCCCUCUCUGACCUUGUAUGCCACCUCAUCUUCAAGUUCUCUCGAACCGAUAUCCUCUCCUACCUCACCGAAAACCAUCUCGAUUUACUCUGGACCACCUCCCGACUCACGAACCUGCCAUACCGCGCAUCCGCCAUCUACGGAAACCCCAACAUCCUCACAUGGUGGCGCGAUGCCCCGCCCUCCCCACCAAAGAAUACAUCGCCGAUGCAAUGGACGGAGCCUCCCGCGCCGGCUUUGUCAACUGCCGAAGGCCGAGUAGCCGUCCUCGCUUGGUGGAAAGCCGCCUCGGCCAAUGCACCCCCUUCCAACCCCAUCCCCCUCAAAGUCGGCAAAUCCGUCCUCCUUGCUGCCCAAUCCGGCCGUACCGCUUCCCUAGCCUGGUGGGACGCCUCUGGCAUCCCCUACACCCAUGGCGAAUCCGUUGCCCGCAUCGCCAGCACACACGGCCACGUCCACGUCCUCGACUUCUGGUACCGUCUGAAAGGCGCUAAGAUGAUCUUCGACAGCCAAGUUCUCGUCGGGCCCACCAAGAAUGGUCACGACAACGUCCUAGAAUGGUGGCGUCGCAGCGGACUCCGCGUCGAGUUCAAAACCUGCGACAUCGAAGAAGCUCUCGAAGACGCGGACCCAGUCUCUGGUGCUGAAGAACGUGUUCGCAAAUGGUGGGCCCGGAACGGGCUCAACCUGGGUGUUGGAACGAGUGAGUGGAUGAAGACGAAAGUGUUGUAAUUGAUAAGGUUUUUUUUUUUUUAAUCUCUGACUUGUUAAGAUACCUCUUUUUUCUUUCUCCUUCUUGCUCUUUACUUUUUUGUCCAUUCACACAAACAUCAUCGAAAGUUUACUUCUAAUACCCCGUUCUUGUUUUCGUUUCUUCUCCGCUGGCGUCAUUUCUACCCAUUCCAUCGUCCUUCUGUCCAUACUUAUUUUUCUAUUACUUUGCAUGGAGGGCCUGGUGGGCUGGUAUAUAUUAUCGCAUUGCAUGCAUGCUAUCGUGCAUGGGGAAGAAAUAUGAAACUCGGUAUUUAGCGUUGGUUUGAUUGUUGUACCUUUUUGUAGGUUAGGGUAAAAGGCAACUCUUUUCUCUAUUUUUUUACUUUCAAUCUUUCGUUCAAGUAGUACGAGAUUUGGGCCUGUUAAAAAUCUAAAUUUCACUAACACAUCUCACGAUAAUGUGGCCCAAUGUCUGUUGGAAAUAUAGAUAUGUGGAAAGU
Aspergillus eucalypticola CBS 122712 is the source of this 2318-nucleotide messenger RNA. RefSeq lists its product as uncharacterized. NCBI's taxonomy places the organism in Eukaryota, Fungi, Ascomycota, Eurotiomycetes, Eurotiales, Aspergillaceae. Gene Ontology annotation, molecular function: phosphopantothenoylcysteine decarboxylase activity; FMN binding. The record is from RefSeq and is a predicted model, not a curated record. Gene Ontology annotation, biological process: coenzyme A biosynthetic process. The coding region runs from base 1 to 1836 and encodes 611 amino acids. The transcript has 2 exons. Gene Ontology annotation, cellular component: phosphopantothenoylcysteine decarboxylase complex.